Messenger RNA from Linum trigynum, 3357 nucleotides. Lineage: Eukaryota; Viridiplantae; Streptophyta; Magnoliopsida; Malpighiales; Linaceae. The record is from the annotation of a GenBank genome assembly.
AAAAUUAAACCGAUUCGGUUUCGGGUUCACCCGAACCGAACCCAAACCACCAGUGUUAUUUUCGGGUUUCUGAACCCGCAACCCGCAAAACAAAGGCUCGGUUUUGGUUUCGGGUUUGUGGGAGUCGGUUUCGGUUUUUCAGUUUUUGCGGUUUUCGGGUUCGGUUACCCGAACCGAACCGACAGGCCUAAUCUCGGGUCAAGGGAUUCCUAGGCACACUUUUCCUUUUUUCCUAAAAAAGUUGAUAAUAUGUAUUCACCAACCUUAGUUGUUUAUGGAUGUUACUGCAGUCCUGUGGAGUAUCUGGCGCUCUCGUAAUUGGGUUGUCUUUGAAGGCAAGCAGUUAGGGUCCCAGCGCUCAUGAGGCAGUUUAAAGCAAUAUCAGGAAUGGAUAAGUUUGCCUUUGGAUGGGACCCAGCGGGUUCCUGCCCCCUGCUGAUCAACUUGUGGGGACUACUACCCCUUCCUCGGUUAUCUGCAAAUGGGAUGGGGCUAUCAAUCAUGCAUCUCACUCAGCAGGAGGAGUGGUUGUCAUGAACCCGGCAGGGGAGGUUCUUCGGGCAAAAGGUGUUCAAUUUGUCGGGGUUGAUGAACCUUUGGUCGCUGAGAUGCUUACUCUUCAUGAAGCAGUCCUUUGGUGUAUUGCAUCCGGGUUUACGGAGGUUCAAUUUGAAGGGGAUGACAAGGUGAUUAUUGACAAGUUUAACCACGCUGAUAUCAGAGACAGUCGAAUUGGAGCCCUUCUAGAAGAAGUAUUGCAUUGUUUAUCUAACCAUAGUGGGUUCAGUGUGCGGUUUGUAGGUCGGCGUAGUAAUAGGGUAGCCCAUUUGGUGGCUAGAAAGACUCUUCUUUUGUACCCGACUACAAGUCGCGUCUUUGAUUUCUUGGCCUGGCUUAAUUCCAGAAUGUAAUUAUCUUUUCUCUGAUCAAUAUAUGAUUAUCUUUUGUAAAAAAAAAACACAUUUGUCUGGGGUGGGGGCAGGUAAUUCGAAUUGACUCGUUAUAAAUUACUCAUUUUGUAAAACGAGUCAAUUGGUCAAAUUGUCUCAUUUUGCAAUUGAUCCAUCCAAACGACCCCUUUGUUUUUUUUUUCAUGUAAGGUUCGGCGCAUAAGAAUUUUACCUUAUAAUUACAACGUGAAAUCUCUAAAUUGAAAAUUAUUAGACCGAAUUCUUAUACAAUGAAGCAAGCUCAUUUAAAAACAACUGGGGUUAAUAACUUAAUAUUGUGAGGUUGGUAGAAAUACAACCAAUCGUCCAAUCCUCCUAUAUACAGUAGGGAUGGGAUGCUAACCAUAUAAUGGGUUAGCACCGUAAUAACUAACUAGCUUAUUACCCGGCCCGUUGGCCGGAUUACUGUAUGUUACCCACUUGUGGAACGGGAGAGAAAGCAAGUGAGAGUGAAGGGAUUGAGAUUCCACUUGAUUAGGACCGGCCCACUAAUCCGAUUCUUCCCGACCCGCCCCAACCUAAAGGGUCAGAAAGAGCUAAUAAGAAAAUACGAAUGGAGAGAAUUAGUAAUAUAUCUUGACUCUUCAGAAGUGGGUCAAACAGGAUAAAGGUUGGGUGAGGGCAAUUUUUAGCGCUAAGCAGAGUUCUGGGUUGAAUAACUUUACCUAGGCCUAGAAAUUGGUUCUGAUGCAGACUGCAGUUUUUAUCAUACCAUCAUCAAUCAUCAUUGAAUUAGUCCUGGGCAUCCCUCCCCGUUGUCGGUCUGAAUUUUAAUGAUGGCUUCAUUCCUUGCACCAGCCAUAUCAGCGAGUUGUCAUCUCGAGCAUGAUUUGCCUAUGUACAAAUGAUACAAUUAGAGUAUGAAACUGAAUUCAAAGAAAAGGAAAAGAGAAUUCUAUCACAUGCCAAUAAAUACACACAUAAUAGUUGAAGCUAAGUGAAAGUCAUUACUCGCACAUCAAUUCUCAAAAAUUACAGACUAAACAAUGGCUAGAAUGGCACUGAAACUACCAAGAAUCAUGGACGAAACAACUUGUCAAAUUAAAUAAUCCUUAUACUGAAACUACCUUCUAACUUGAAAUAAGACAUGAUCACAGUUCAUAGCACUCUUAUCACUAUGAAUUGGUUGCAGCUCGUCCUUAUCACUACCUCCCAAGCUCAAUUCAAACAGAAUAGACACAGUUAUGUAAGAUAACCAUAUCCUUACUGAUCAUAAUUCCUUUCUUCACUCCAUUUUUGUCGGAGAAAAGAGUUAUCCCCCUCUCAUGCAUUUCCCUUUCCCCCUCUCUUCUCCCUCUUCUUCACAAACCGAUCCCUAAACCAGCAACAACAACACAAAAUAGCCUUCGCCUCUGCCAUCUCCAUCUACUGAACGCGUUGGUGGCAAGACAGGAUUGCAGAAGCAAAAUUUUCUAAAAUCAAACUAAAUUUUUUGAAGGAGACUCAACCACGAAAAAAGAGUAAAGCAACAAUGCUAAUAGUUCAGAUGGUUGGUUUUGAUGUUAUACGUUGCUUUUGUUAUGGUCUCCAGUGUAUCAACUGCAACAGAGAUGUUUCCUCCAAUCAUCUUUAGUGCAUGAUUUAGAAGUAAGUCCUCUUGUUUGUGUCAAACGGAAACAUUCAUGGGUUCUUAACUCCCCUGUUAGUGUAAAUGCAUCAGCAGCAAAGAAGUUUGACAACACAGCGAGCACCCAGGCAAAAUGAUACAAUGCAGUAGGUGAUAUGUGUCUCAAAGGUUUUGAGUUACUAAAGUUCAUGUUAAAAAUAAACAUGAAUUAAAAUGGAUUAUUCUAUUAAGCAAACAUCCCCUCUAAUCAUACAAAGAUCAUAUAUCUAAUUCACAAACAAUUAAGCCAUAAAAAAUCAUCACACAUCCACCACCUUUGAUUGCCUAUAUUUGGUUUUUCGCAAAGUUGUGGACUCUUAAGGGUAAAGUUCAUGGGUAGUCUGUUUCAUAACUCUAGAGAGCACAGUAAGCAGCCACCAACCAGACACAGUAGGCGAAUAUGAUUCUCAAUUCACAAUUUCUCACCACCGGAAGUAAGAACAGAUCAUAAUAAGCGUAGCGUUCAUGGGUGGUCUGUUUCAUAGCACUACUACACAAUUUGUUAAAAAGGAAAGAAAGGUAUUUAGCAUCACGGCGGAACAACUUUUACAGGCCAACAACGACAACAUGCUGCAACCACCAGAAUUGGUAUCACAACUCAUAGGGAAAGUCAAAAGAUUUACUCUUAAAUUAAGUAGUUACAACAUCGAGCAAUCGUCAAGCACAUACACCAUCACAAAAGUCACAGAACCUGAUUCACAAAGCAUUCAAACAUUUGAGGACAUUUCUGCAAAGAUACAACUUAUAUGUCUUUUUUCCAAGCCAUUUCCAUCAACAUGCUAAUAAAUUUGCAAUGCAUAA